Solanum dulcamara is the source of this 958-nucleotide messenger RNA. RefSeq lists its product as uncharacterized. Lineage: Eukaryota; Viridiplantae; Streptophyta; Magnoliopsida; Solanales; Solanaceae. The transcript is spliced from 4 exons. The record is from RefSeq and is a predicted model, not a curated record. The coding region runs from base 168 to 686 and encodes 172 amino acids.
GUUAGCGCUCACUGCUUUCAAUUUUUUCGUCUUCGAGAAGGAGAGAGAGAGAGAGAGAGAGAGGGGAUAGAUUUAUUACUGGUACAGUUUUUUUUGUUUGUUUUUGAGAGGAGAAAGAAGAAAUCAAAGCUUUCUAUUGUGAUUUAACUUUAUUUUUGAGAUCAGAAAUGGGGAGAAACCCAAAAGCUUCAAUCGACCCGAUCCGGGUGAGCAAGCGGAUAGCCGUAGCAAAAAGUGUGAUUAAUCCUAUAGUCGCCGUUGAAGCAAUACCUAAGAAGAAUCCAAAAGUUGCCGGAUCAGAAGGAUUUACAAGCAAGACCGAAUUAGUUCCAAAAAUUGCUCAUGAGCCAACAAAGACGAAGAAGAUCAAAGCCAUCAGGGAAGCAAAAGAUAAUAAGAGAGGCAAAAGGCCCUUUGGAAGUAAAGUUCCACAGACCGAUACCAACUACAAAACUCUGUAUUUUGACUCGCAAAAAAAGGUUGAGGAUUUGAUGGAGGAAAACCAUAAGCAAGCCAUUGAUUUGAGCUACAGGAGUGGACAAGUUGAUGCAUACGAGUAUAUAAUAGGAAAUAUGAAGAAUGUGGUGGCCUUCUCUAAUACAAUGAGAGUAACUGAUGCAGAGAUGAACUUGUCUAAAGGAACUGCUUCAGAUGCUCCUUCACUGAACCUGAAUCAUCUCGGAUGAAGAAGAACGUACUCAUAAAAAGCGUGUUCAUCCUCUUGGUAGUGAAUGUUUUUUUGGUGGCCAUCUAUUUAUUUGGUGGUGUUUUGGAAAAUGUACAUGCAUGUUGAAAUUAGCAACUCUUGCUUUGUCUUUUAACUAUGUUAGUUUUCUCAGGCAAUAUCGGAUGUUUUCUUAGGUAGUAUUGACUCUUGUUGGUAAACUGAAAGUGGAUUGUGAAUUUAAUCAAAUGACAUGUCUUGCUCUUUUUAGUAAUGUCCAACUAUUUAUGAUCA